This is a messenger RNA of Lottia gigantea (owl limpet), 996 nucleotides long. RefSeq lists its product as hypothetical. The record is from RefSeq and is a predicted model, not a curated record. Gene Ontology annotation, molecular function: metal ion binding; protein binding. Bases 1 to 996 code for a protein of 331 amino acids. The transcript has 7 exons. NCBI's taxonomy places the organism in Eukaryota, Metazoa, Mollusca, Gastropoda, Lottiidae.
AUGGCAACAGAAGAUCGUGACAGCGUUAUAGCUAAAGAGUUAGAGGACAUCCAGUCUAGAGUGCCCUCUAUUGAUGGUUUGAAAUUGAUAGCGUGUGUACCUAUGUUGGUUCAGGCUAGCAUUACUAAAAAUGAGUUUAAACAAGUAACAGCCAAUAUACAGUUUCCUCCACGCUACCCUCACGAACCAAUCAUGAUACAGAUGAAAUCUCGCCGUCUGGAACAAAAAUUUACUGAUAAAUUGGAGAAAAUCUGUGAGGACGAAGCAAAGAAAUGGAUCGGGGCAAGACAGGUGUUGGUAAUACUCAAGUUUAUUCGGACGUUUUUAGAGGAGAAUUCUCUGUGUGUUUGCAGUGAGGAAAUAGUGUAUAUAAAACGUGAACUCAUUAAGGACUCAGAUGAGAUUAAACUCAAACAAAAAACUUCUCAAAUAUUUUUGAAGAUUAACCAGAAUAAUUAUUUUAUGAAUCUAACAGUCGAGGUUCCUGAUAUAUACCCUAAACAACAAAUCAAAAUAGAAUUGACUGAGACAAACUUUCCUGAUUUGUUACGUGUAAAUUUUAUUGCUCAGGCGAAGGAACUGGCUAGACAGUGUGUUACUCCACCUUUACUUAAAAACACCAAUCAGCCGUUUGAAGUGAAACCUUCGUUAAAAGUUGUGUGUAAUUAUCUAAUUAAAGAUUGUGUAAAGCGUUAUCCUCUAGAAAACUGUCCUAUUUGUAAAUCUUUUGUUUUAGCUGAAGAUCCCAAGAAUGAAUUAAAGGGACGUAAAAAUCAAAUAGAAAGAGUUUACUGUGGUCAUUUAUUUCAUAAUGGUUGUCUAGAUAAAUAUAUGAAGACCCCUCCGUUUGUGGGAGGUAAAAAAUGUCCAGCCUGUGAUAAAAAGAUUUACCAUGAAAAAUGGCGGGUGUCUGCGGAGGUGAUGGAAAAUCGCUGGGCUCAUAAACAGGCUAAACAACGCGAGUUGGAGGAGGUCAAGGACUUUAUGAACGAUUAA